AUGAGUGAACAAUGUUUGUCAAUAAUGCCCAAUGCUGGACCAUCUCAAAUUCUGCCAUUUUUAUUUCUUGGAUCACAAGAAGACGUGAUGUCAACAAAAACGAUGCUGGAUUAUCAAAUAACUCAUAUAAUCAAUGUAUCGUCAACGUGUCCAAAGGCUCCGUCGAUAGCUGAUGAAAAUGAUGAACAUUUUUUACGAAUACCAAUUAAUGAUAGUCUCAAUGCACAAUUAAUUCCAUAUUUUGAUCAAGCAUAUAAUUUUAUUGAAAAAGCUCGAUUAAGUAAUGGUCAUGUAUUCAUUCAUUCGGGUAUCAGCAGAUCACCAGCAUUAGCGGUUGCCUAUAUCAUGAAAUAUAUGGGUUUAAGUGCGGACGAUGCAUACAGGCAAGUUUUGACUUAA
Molecule: messenger RNA, 399 nt
Organism: Didymodactylos carnosus
Lineage: Eukaryota; Metazoa; Rotifera; Eurotatoria; Philodinida; Philodinidae
Source: the annotation of a GenBank genome assembly